Cylicostephanus goldi is the source of this 1452-nucleotide messenger RNA. Lineage: Eukaryota; Metazoa; Nematoda; Chromadorea; Rhabditida; Strongylidae. The record is from the annotation of a GenBank genome assembly.
AUGACUUCUGACAAUCUAAUGGCUUCUGCUGAUGUGAUGAAUUCUAACAUUCUGAUGACUUCCAAUCUGAUGACUUCUGACGAUCUGUUGACUUCUGACGACUUAUUCAACACUCAAAUGAUUAAUAUGGUGCAACAAUUUUAUUUAAUGACGGAUUCUACUGCCCAAUUUUCGCAAGAAACUCAGUUAUAUACUUCGUUCGGUACCGUCUCGAGUGAGCAGUAUUAUUUGGAAAGCCAGGAGAUUAGAGAGUACAUUACCCUGGAAACCCGGCAGGAAAAUGAAUCAUUAAUUACGGUGGUGCACACAACUGCCAACGUUAGAGAGGGUAUUUCCGGACUUCCUCAAGUCGAAGAUAUUUCUGAACUUCCUGUAGUUGCGGAAAUUUCUGAACCUCCUGUAGCUGAGGAAAUUUCUGAACCUCUUGUAGCUGAGGAAAUUUCUGAAAUUCCUCUAGUGUAUCGAGGGGAAAAGCAGGUCCACAAUGACACUUUUGAUAGAGAUCCAUGCACUCUAGCGCACAAUUGCCUACCUCUAGAUCGCUACAGUGACAAGGCAAAUCGUAUAGGCUAUCAGAAACGCAUCGUGGCGUUGAAUAACGUUCCCGAUGAUCUUCGAAAUGUCCCUGGAGGAGGUGCUUUCAUGCAAUUGGAGACCGAAGACUUGCACGUAUACUAUUGUAAGGAGACCGUUGAAAUGGCUCGAGAUCAUGGGUUGUAUGCGCUUGUUGGAGAUGGCGUACACAACUUGAAUCCAGUUACAAUUCCCAACAGAAUGGAUAAAGGGCAGUUGUAUGUUCUUCAUGCAGCUGUACAAGGCGGCAUAGAGGUGCCCAUUCUUUACGCUGUUGCGCGGUACAAAAAUGUUGAAACAUACAAAACAAUAUUUGGAAGCCUUCGUGAAAUUUUGGGAGAAUUCAGCGAUAGAUUUAUCCUGGAUUUUGAAAAGGCAGCAAUUCGCGCAGCAAAAGAAACAUUUCCUGAGGCUGAUGUCCAAGGUUGCGCAUUUCACUUAGCGCAAUCUUGGAAUAGGAUGGCUGUUAAUUUGGGGGUUCAAAAAUUUGUAAAGGGGCCAAAAGCUGUUUUAGCAGUUAAAAAUUGGUGGAAAAUUUUGAAAGGGAUGGCAUACCUGCCAGAAGAGCUUCUAAACAGGGUGACGGCUCUUCUGGCCCCUCCGGUAAGUGAGGCACAUGCAGCAUAUGUGCCAUGCAACGAUUUUUUGAAAUAUUUGAACAGUAUUUAUUUUAAUGGUACAUUCAAGGGAAUGUGGUGUAAAUGGGACAUGCGGGAUUUCAGGACAACAAAUACAGCAGAAGCUUUUCAUAGCAAACUACGUGGUAUGCUGUCCAGGAGAAUCAAUCCACCCUUUGAGGAACUGCUGGAAUGUUUACAUGCCAUCAACACUGUGGCACUAGGAUCUUUAUACCAUAUCAAAGAAGUACAUACAUUGUAG